Molecule: messenger RNA, 1746 nt
Organism: Myzus persicae (green peach aphid)
Lineage: Eukaryota; Metazoa; Arthropoda; Insecta; Hemiptera; Aphididae
Product: serine/threonine-protein kinase STE20-like
Exons: 5
Coding region: 652-1569 (305 amino acids)
Biological process (GO): neuropeptide signaling pathway
Molecular function (GO): neuropeptide hormone activity
Source: RefSeq, a predicted model, not a curated record
AAACAUUUGUCAUUCAAGUGCGUAGUACGAAUAGUAUUCCGCAUAAUAUAAUAGGACAGUGUCAUGGUGUCGUUAUUGAUGCGUUGUUAUUGUCAAUGUGCAGUGUUGUUAUUUUAAGCCAACAUCAAAUAAUAAUUUAAUAUAUUUUUACAUUUGUAACAACGUGGGUAGUUUGUCAUGAAAAACAAUACGGGGCCCAAAUCUCUCCAUCCAUGGGUUUACGCACCGCCACUCACCAGUAAUUGAAAAAUGAGAACUUGAUUAAUAAUAGCACAGCGGUCAGUGACUGCUCAGGAGUAGUUUUCAAAAUUAAACGUGACAACGAGUCAGUAGCUGCACACGGCCGUAAAUCGACCUAUUAUAUUUGUCCAAAAUAUAAUAUUGAUAUGAAUAUUUAAGUUAUUUCAACUGCUGUUUUUUUCGAGACCAAAUUGGAAUUGAUUGUUUUGUUUUGUCAAAGCUGUAACUUGUAAUACACCUUUUGCGUAUUUGCGUACCUAUACAUAUAUAUAUAAAAGGAUUUGAGAAUCCAAAACGCAUUUCUUCAGUUUAAUUCACCCACGAUCUAUUGUAUAAAAGACCGAGUCACAGUCUCCGACGAUUUAUUCAUCCCAACACACUCAAAAUAACUGUACAGGCAUAGUAAACAACAUGUGCACCGUGUGCUAUUUGUGGUUUAUUGCAUGUUCUCUAUUGAUGACAAAUGCAAGCAUUUUAAAUGAAUUACAAGAAGCACAAAAGUUCAUGGAACAGUUGGACUACGAUUAUUCGGCGGUGAUGGCCGACGCUGCAGCAGCGGCGGCGCAACAGAGGCCCGUCGCCGACUUGUUGUGGUACGACUACGGUGGCGGCGUCGGGCGGGGAGAAAACGGCGGCGGUGGAUCAAGCGGCUAUUACGGUGCCGGAUCUCCGGUCACAGGUGUGGCCACGGCCGCGCUGUUUGGGGCCGACAAACGGGGCGACACGACCCAGUCGAGCAACGGCGGCAUGUGGUUUGGGCCGCGAUUGGGCCGUAGAAAACGCCGAGGUGGAUCGCCGUUCGGCGGGGGAGCCGCGCAUCCAGUAGAAGGGAACGCGAUUGCGUCUGCCGCUUCGUCGCUGCUGCAACAGGAUCCGUCGGCUGCAGGCUCGGCGUCGGCGGUGGCAGCUGAGCAGGUCGCUGUUUCGGAAAUGAUCAACAACGUGCCGUGGGUGCUCGUACCGAUCAUCGAUAAUACCCUGUACACUCAGAUGCAGAUGAAGCAGAACGCGAGGAACGGCAGAUCAUCGGAGGAGGACGAUGACGACGUGGCGUCGCGGUCGCGGCACUCGGCCCGAUCGCCGCCGUACUCGCCACCGUUCUCGCCGCGUCUGGGCCGACAGGCGAUCAUGGCGCGGCCGCAAGUGCCCAGACUGGGCCGCCAAACGUUGCUAUACCGGCGGGACGCCAGGAACGCGUUGUACCAGCAGUCGAACGCGACGCUGCUCAGACAACAGCGACAGCAGCAGCAGCAGCAGCAGCAGCAGCAGCAACAACAGCCACUACAAGCCGCCACCGAAUCGGCGGCGGUGCGACGUCAGGCCGUGUAGACGACUUUCGCGGGCUGCAUCACUUGUGCUUUGAACCGGACGAUCGACACAAGAACGAAACUCACACAUUCAUUAUAUAUGUUAUAUUAUAUAUUAUGAUUUAGCGUAGUCGGUAUUUUUCGUAGUCUAAUAAAAACGAUAAUGAUAAUAUUAUUAUUAUUAUUAUUAUUGAUAUAA